This is a messenger RNA of Synchytrium microbalum, 1059 nucleotides long. RefSeq lists its product as uncharacterized. The coding region runs from base 1 to 1059 and encodes 352 amino acids. The transcript has 5 exons. The record is from RefSeq and is a predicted model, not a curated record. NCBI's taxonomy places the organism in Eukaryota, Fungi, Chytridiomycota, Chytridiomycetes, Synchytriales, Synchytriaceae.
AUGGGCGUACGUGUUGAACAAUUGGCAAUACCAGUACCGUCUGGCAUUACAUUACGCGCCAAGGCUUGGGGGGUACCGCCAGUAGACAACGAUGAUGCUUGCCGAAGAGCCAUCAUCGCUAGUCAUGGUUGGCUGGAUAACGCUGGAUCGUAUGAUCUCAUCGCCCCAAUGCUUGCCGAAAAGGCAGGAGCGUACAUUGUUUGUCUGGAUCUAGCUGGUCAUGGACUUUCUGAUCAUCGCCAACCUCAUCUUGAAUACUUGCUCUGGGAUUAUGUAGAUGAUAUGCUUGGAGUCGUCGAUUACUUUGGCUGGCCAAAGGCAAACAUCCUUGGACACAGCAUGGGCGGCCACAUAUCCUUAAUAUUCGCGGGCACAUUCCCAGACAGAGUAUCCAAACUCUGCGUCAUCGAAUCAUUCGGCCCGUCGUUCAAAUUCCAGGACGACCCCAAGGAACUACGAGACCACAUAUUGAAACGCAGAGCUCUGGAUUCUGGACGUGGUAAACCAAUCUAUGAGUCUAUAGAGAAGGCAUGCCUAGCUAGAACGAAAGGGUUGACAAAAGUCUCAAUGGAUGCGGCUCGUCUCUUGACUGAAAGAGGACUGACGAGAGUAGUUGAAGGCAAUCAGGAUGUAGGGAUACCAGGGCGAGGAUUAAUAUCUGAAGAAGGAGAUGAUGAGAUUGAAACUAAUGGUGGUGCUUCCGUAGACGCAUCAGGCGUUACGUCAGUGAAAUAUACAUGGUCUACCGACAAACGUCUGACUUUACGUCCCUUCUUACGAUGGGCAGAUAAUGCAGUGGAAAACUUCUUAAGGGCAAUCACUGCUCCAACUCAAUUGAUAUUUGGCCUACAAACCGCUAUUUGGAAUCUAGAUGAUGAUUUCUGUAAAACGAGAUUUACUUGGUUUGGGAAUCUGAGAAAGGAUUUGUUGCCUGGUACACAUCACUUGCAUCUAGAAGCUGAGACUGCUGAAGCUGUUGGUGAUUCGAUUCUGGAGUUUUUGGAAUUGGGAGAUGAUGCUAAUCGGCCUUUAAAGAAGGCCAAGGGGGAAGAAAACUGA